Molecule: messenger RNA, 381 nt
Organism: Ixodes scapularis (black-legged tick)
Lineage: Eukaryota; Metazoa; Arthropoda; Arachnida; Ixodida; Ixodidae
Product: cuticle protein 64-like
Exons: 2
Source: RefSeq, a predicted model, not a curated record
AUUGCAUUUGCUGCGGCCCCGGUGGCAGCCUACCACGCCGCCCCAGUGUACAGCAGAGUCGUGGCCCCAGCCGUCACCGCCGUCCACCACGGAGCAGCCGUGUCCCACGUGUCGAGCGUGAGCAGCUACCGCAGCCAGCACCCCGUGGCCACCCCGGUCGCCCGCUACGCCUCCGUCCACACGGCCCCGGCUGUGGCCACUGUCCACACCGUCCCGGCGGUCGCCAAGGUCGCCGCCUACGCUGCCCCGGCGCUCUCCGCUGUCCACGCAGUCCCAACAUACGGCUACGGCCUCGGAUACGGCUACGGUCUGGGCACCUACGGACUUCGCUACGGUCAUGGCCUGAGAACCUACGGCUACGGACUCGGUUACCACCUGUGA